AUGUCAAAAUCACUAGCUCCACGCACGAUCCCGAGAAACCGCUUGGCAAGCAGCAUCCAGAAAAAGCAAGGUGAGAUUCACUCGCUUUGUCUCCCGAAUGGCGCCCGAAUAGAGUUGGGGAGGUCUAGCAUAAAAAAAAUAAGAAACUUCCUCAAGCCAAAAAGCGAACGAAUAACAGAGCAAAGAAAGAUCAAAAAGGUCGUCUAA
Molecule: messenger RNA, 207 nt
Organism: Penicillium expansum
Lineage: Eukaryota; Fungi; Ascomycota; Eurotiomycetes; Eurotiales; Aspergillaceae
Exons: 2
Coding region: 1-207 (68 amino acids)
Source: RefSeq, a predicted model, not a curated record